Molecule: messenger RNA, 5343 nt
Organism: Didymodactylos carnosus
Lineage: Eukaryota; Metazoa; Rotifera; Eurotatoria; Philodinida; Philodinidae
Source: the annotation of a GenBank genome assembly
AUGAGUAGUAAGCAACAGAAAACAACAGAAAAGAAGAAACAACAGUUAGUAGACAAUAGCCAACAGCCGGUGGAUAAUAGUCAACAGUCAGUAGAAAAGUCAUCGACUGGAUAUGGACUGACAGUAGUGGUUCUAGCUGGUAUUUUCGGUGGAAUUGUAGCGUUAUCAUUACAACCAAUCCUCAUGAUGUUUUAUUCACAAGUUGGAUUGAUUCAUCCGCAAUCAUCGAAUUUAUUUACCGAAACAACAAUUCCACAAGUGCAAAAUUUGGUUAAACAUCCCAAAACACAAGAGAAUAAUACAUCGCCAGUGUCUUUACAUAAUAUUAAACCGGAAGAGAAUAAUACUCCUUAUUCUGGAAAGAAAACUAGUGCCGAUUUAACGGAAGAUGAUUCGAUUGAGAAUCAAAAUAAACCGAUCAUCAGUAAUGAACAUGUUGCUAUAAAAACGAUAGAAGCGAAUGAGAAAACAAUUCAUGAACAACAACCAAUUCACUUUACUAAGGAGUCUACUAAGCAAGAAGAAAAAGUAUCUGAAACAUCAACAAAAACAACAACCACAGCAAAGAAGAAGGAGAAAAAGAUAGAAAAAGAAAAACCAAAGGUCAAAGAGGAAGAGAUGAAGACAAAAUCGAAUAGAGAUUUCGUUGAACAUUCCAAAACAGAAGAGAAUAAUACACCGCCAACGUCUUUGCAUAAUACUAAACUGAAAGAGAAUACUACUCCAUCUGGAAAGAAAACUGGUGCUGAUUUAACGGAAGACGAAUCGGCUGAAAAUCAAAAUAAACUGAUCAUCAGUAAUGAGCAUGUUGUUAUAAAAACGAUAGAAGUGAAUGCGAAAACAAUUCAUGAACAAGAACCAAUUCACUUUACCAUGGAGUCUGCUAAGCAAGAAGAAAAAGUAUCUGAAACAUCAACAAAAACAACAACCACAAUAAAGAAGAAGGAGAAAAAGAUAGAAAAAGAAAAACCAAAGGUCAAAGUGGAAAAGAUGAAGACAAAGUCGAAUAACGUUGAUGAUUUGCAAUUAGUAGAUGUAACUGGAACACAUAACGAAGUGCCGGAUGAAGUAAAAAAUUUCAAGAAAACAAAAAUAAUUUAUUAUCACAUUAUAAUUUGGCUAUUUGAUGAAUUUCUGUCAAAACAAGAAUGUGAUAAUUUGAUCAAAGUACACAAAGAACACGUCAGCAAAAUGCAACGAAUUGAUCCAAUUAUCUGUUUUGAUAGUAUCAAAACGUUAAGAAAACAUUUAAAUGAUUUAAGACCAAGUGAUAAUAUUGAUGUAACACCAAAUGAUUUUACAAAAGGCACAAUGUGUUUAAAUGCAACUUUUUCUUCAAAAUUAAAAGAAUGGGGUUUGAAAUGGUCGUAUUCAACAGCAUUUUAUCCCGGUGAAUCGCCAUUUUCAGAUUUAUUAGCAAAACGUAUUGAAGAAGGAACAGCAAUGGAUAAAACACAUGGAGGAAAGUUUCAAAUAACAUCUUAUCCAAAAGGUGUUGGUUACAAAGAUCAUCAAGAUUGUACCAUAGGUGGAGGUAAACAAGAUCGUUAUGGAACAUUUUUGGUUUAUUUGAACGAUGUAUUCAAUGGUGGUGAAACCGUCUUUAAAGAAUUGGGUAUCGAUAUCAAACCAAAAGCAGGUCGUGCAUUAGUGUGGAAUAGUAUGAAUGAAAAUGGUGUCUGUGAAGAAACGAGUAUUCAUAGAGCAAACAAUGUUGAAGACGAAGAUGGAAAAUAUAUUCUUCAACGAUGGUAUUAUUAUGAAAAUUUUUUUUCUUUGGGAAAACGACCGCCUGAACCAAAUGAGCCAGAACGAAAAUUGGGUCAAGCAAGAGUAUCAUGUGAUGAAUAUGAUAUGGGAUCUUGUCGAGCAUACGCUCAAGCUGAUGUUGAUUUACAAAGUUUAUUUAACAAAGUAAUAAAGACUGAUAAUGAUCGACGAGAUUUGACCUCGAUCGAACAACGUUUACCACGAUUUCUUGAUUUUGAAAUACCAUCGUAUGAAAACAUCUCUGAUGUAUUUUCCAAAUUUAAAAAUCUUGCUUACUCGUUACCGGGCAAUAUUGCCCGAGAAACCUCAUUGGAAGCAACCAAUGCUUACCAAAUAUUUGGUAGUAUUCGACCAAUAUGGGAGUAUGUGAAGGAUAAUACAUGGCAAUCAAUAUUGAAAGUUUAUACUUUACCACAAAUUUUAGAGAGUUUUCAAUUUAAUAUACCAGAGAAAAUUUUAGAUAAAUUAUUGUCAUUAUCGAGUGAAGAUGAUGUCAUGAAAACAAUUGAAAAUAACAAAAAUGGUCAGGGAUACAAUGAUGAACAAAAAAGUACAUUUGUUAAACAUUAUAUUUCUAAGAUAAAUAAUAAAUUAAAUCCAACAAAUUUUCAUCAAUUAAUAAUCGAAAAUCUUGGUAUGGGACUAGUAGGUUAUUUACCAUUGGAUUUUAUAGUAAAAAAUAAUAUAUUCAAUGAUAAUAAUGUUUUACGAGAUAUAGCAAAUUAUUUACAUUUAAUGUCUCCAUUACAAAAAGAUGCCUUAGCUACAAAAGUUUAUCAUGCAUUAACAUCAGAUUCAACGUCUAGUCUCGUAUCAGAUAGUCCUCCACUAAAUCUUGAAUCAUCUAAAUCAAUAAAUAUCCUAGCCGGUGUGCUAUCAAGUUUAUCUCCUCGACAAGUAAUCAAAGUUGUUGGCAAUAAUAUUGGUUCCUUACUUAAUAGUCAACAAUUAAGAUUGGAUACGUCCUGUACAACUGCUUUGGGUUUAUUGAAUCGUACGAUAGAAGCAAAAAGAAUUGAUCGUAAUUUUAAACCAGAUCCACAACUUUUACACCGUUGGCAAGAAUGCUAUUCUGGCUGUGAUCUUAGUGAUUUAUUAAUAACUAAAAAUGAUAUUAAAGAAUUAUUGAGAAAUCAUCCAAAUCCAGUAGGAUGUGAACGUUUGAUUAAUGAAGUAAAAAAAGAAUAUGAUUUAGAAAAUCGAAUGACGACUGCAAAACUUAGAAGUGUCGCAGAUGUCUUUGGAUCUUUGUAUCGACCUGAUGAAAUUAGUAGUUUAUCCCAAGGUUUGAUGGCCGAUCUAGGAACAGAUGAAACAUUUAUUGAAAAACUUGGUCAACAAGAUUUGGAUCCAAAUGAGGCACGAGCAAUAAUAAAUAAAAUUCCACGUCAUGUACAAGAAAAAUGGAAUAAAAAUAUAUUAGGCAAAUUAGGGAAUUUAAUUCCUGGAUUAGAUGAUAAUAUAAUUACAUAUAUAUUACAAAAACGUGGUAAUUUACCAACAUUAUUCUCCGAACGAAUGAAACCAUUUAUUAGAAAAUUGUCUCCAUCCAAAAUUCGUCUUUUAAUUGAUAAGGCAGGAUCCUAUGCAACAGAAGCAAGUAUUCAUACGUAUAAACCAUUAGUGGUUUCUGACUAUGCAAAAAAAUUUAUCUCAUCAGCUACAUUAAUGAGAAUAAUAAAUCAACCUCCAGAUAUUAUUCGUUUUCUUCGAUUUACACCAGCACAGGCUGCUGGUGUAAUACAAAAUCGAUUUGCUAGUCUAGCAAAUUUUGAUGGUAGUCUACAUUCAUUAUCUCAUAUUGGAAGUUUUCUUAACGGUUUAACCAAAAAUGAAGUGGAAAAAAUUAAACCAGAAGAUUCUCUGCAAGCUGUUCGAUCAGUAUUCGGUUCAAAAGAAAAUAGAAAUAUUGACAAUGCUAUGCAAUCGGGCACACGUUAUGCAUUUGGAAAUGUUUUACAAAAGGGUCUCAAAGAACGAGAACACAGUGAUAAUCCAAAUCAAUAUAUUCAAGGUUUAUUUCGUGAAGAUGAUCUAGUUGAAGAUCUUAAUCCGCAAAUAUUUGCUACAAUGACAAAUGCCGAAUUAGAUGCUGUCAAUCGUUUAAAAUCCGAACAAGCUGACAAAUUUUGGAAGGCUGUUGGUAGUAUUAAUGAACCGGUUUGUUGUUCCUUUGUACAGGAAAAUCGUGUCCGUCUCACUAAUUAUGCUCUCAGCCAUUAUGGUUCAAACACUGGUGAAAUUGAUGUGUCUAAACUUUCUCAAUUGGGACCAUUUUUAACAUCUAGUCUACCUGCAAAAGAUCUCAGACGAAUAACAACCGAUGGAUUAAUGAAUAAACUUGAUUACUUUAAAUCACCGUGUUUUCAACCAUCAAAAGAGCAAGCACAAGCACUCGGUUCACGUUUAAAUAAUGCUUUAAAUGAAGUCGAUGAUAAAUUAAAAUCACUUUAUCUUGAUUUAAUUGGAGAAUUGGCUGUAUAUUUACCUAAUGAAAUAGCAAGUUCAAAGGAAGUAUUAGCAGAGAGAACAAGUUUUCUUGCUAAAUCAAUAGAAAAAUUGAAUGUACGUGAUGAACGAUGUACAUUACCAGAUACGGAUGGAUUUUUGUCUAAAGCCAAGAUUAAUAUAAAAAAGAAUUUGAUCAGUGCAUUUAUUGAUAGCCUAUCACACCGUCAAAGAAGACAAACGGAUAUGAAAAAGAGAAAUUUAACAUGUGAUAAUCUACGAAAAAUUGGCUCAGUCAUUUCUGUGUUAACACCACAACAAAUCGAUAGUAUAGCAAAUGAUCAAUUAUAUCUUUGCAUCGAUCUAUUUGGUAAACAAACGGAUUUUGAAUCAAGAAACGUUUAUAGAAUAGCUCAAAACUACAUUCGGGCGUUGACUGAUCAAAACCGUCAUUUACAUUCAGUAACUCCAACUGAAAUAUUUAAUUUGGGAGAAAUUUUUACUGGUUUUACGCCGUCACAGUUGAACGCAUUAAAAAAUCAGUAUUUCAAAGAUGGAAAUAUUUUAUCGGCUGUUGGUAAUCUACAAAAUUGGAACGCUGAUCAGCUUAAAGUAUUAACUCGUUUUGCCACUGAUGAUUCGUCAAGAUUGUCACCGAUUUUGCUCGAAAAUGGUGGAAAACUUCUUUGCGUGGUUGAUGAUGAAUUACUUCGUCGAACACCGCUAGAAGAUGUCAAAUCAUAUUUAGUAAUAUUAGCUAAUAUUGAUUGUCCUAUUGGUACGAAUUAUUCAGAUAUCAUGUUUGAUGUAACUAAAAAUGCAUAUAAAAAUGAAAUUUAUCAACCACAUAUCUUCGGAUCACUGGGCAAUAUUGCCGCUGGAUUAAAACCUACAGAUGUUAACUUAUUAUCAAAAAAUUUAAUGAAUUUUCUACCAGUCGAAGCGAUAAAAAAACUUCCCAAAGAUGUAAUGCAACAAUUUACUGCCGAACAAUUAGACGGAUUAAAUAUCGAACAAAUUAAAGCAAUUCCGUCAACUGUUUUUAGUGUUUUGGGAGCUAGUCAACAAAACAUUUUGAAUAAAAUUUUGUAUCCAUUCAUAACAUCGGGUAAAAAUCGAUACUGA